GCGCCAUGAUGAUUGGCUGGCGCUGGGGCGGUGGGCGGUGGGGCAGCCUGGCGAGCCUGGGUUGCAAACCCGUGCCGGACUUUCCCUUUCCAUGUUUCGCAGCCCUGGGGUUGCUGCCGAGGCCUGGGAGUCGGCUGGGCAGAAACCUGAAUUUGGUCCUAAGAGCAACGGGGUUGACCGGAAGUGAUCUUGGGGCUGACCGGAAGCGAGGCCUGGAGGGACAAGGGAGCGCGGGUCCCGGGAGGGAGGGGGCGUUCCUAGCCGUAGGGGGGUGGGGGGGAAAGGUGAGACGGCGACCUGGGAGCGCCGGGGAGGCCGUGGGUCGCUGCUGUUUAGGAAGCAGCGAGUGACCACAACGCGCAGAAGGGGAGAGCCCGGAGAGGAGGAGUGUGGGUGCGCAGGGCUGCCCCGGGCAGUCGGAAUAAAUCAGCGGAAGGGCCCUCUCGCGGCUCCGCAGAGCCGACUGCGAGGGAUUUUGAAAGUCGGGGCAGAACCAGGAGCCGAGGGUAGGGGAGAUCAGUGCAGGUCGGGCUAAAGCGCAGCUGGUGGGUACUGCGUGGGAAAUCGUGGUUUGCAGUGUUCUCCAGUCCUGCCCCCAUUGGAUAGAAUCACACUGCUCACCUUUGUGCAAGAAACAGUGUCUCCUGGGGCCAGGAAGCAGCCAGCAUGGCUUGGGCUCUGAAGCUGCCUCUGGCCGAUGAAGUGAUUGAAUCCGGGCUGGUGCAGGACUUCGAUGCUAGUCUGUCCGGGAUCGGCCAGGAGCUGGGUGCCGGUGCCUAUAGCAUGAGUGAUGUCCUUGCCUUGCCCAUUUUUAAGCAAGAAGAGUCAAGUCUGCCUCCUGAUAAUGAGAAUAAAAUCCUACCUUUUCAGUAUGUGCUUUGUGCUGCCACCUCUCCAGCAGUGAAACUCCACGACGAAACCCUGACAUAUCUCAAUCAAGGACAGUCUUAUGAAAUCCGAAUGCUAGACAACAGGAAACUUGGAGAACUGCCAGAAAUUAAUGGCAAGUUGGUGAAGAGUAUAUUUCGUGUAGUGUUCCAUGACAGGCGGUUACAAUACACUGAACACCAGCAGCUGGAGGGCUGGAGGUGGAACCGACCUGGAGAUAGAAUUCUUGACAUUGGUGAGUUAAGAGAAUCUAUUCCCAGGAAAGUAGCUUUUGCUAGCAUUAGUACUGGAACGUGGACACUGUCUUUUCUUCAGGUGCACUGUAUCAGCACAGAGUUCACCAUGAGGAAACAUGGCGGAGAAAAGGGAGUGCCGUUCCGAGUACAAAUCGAUACCUUCAAGGAGAACGAGAACGGGGAGUAUACUGAGCACUUGCACUCAGCCAGCUGCCAGAUCAAAGUCUUCAAGCCCAAAGGUGCAGACAGAAAGCAAAAAACAGAUAGAGAGAAAAUGGAGAAACGAACACCUCAUGAAAAGGAGAAAUAUCAACCUUCCUAUGAGACCACUAUACUUACAGAGUGUUCUCCAUGGCCCGAAAUCACAUAUGUCAAUAAUUCCCCAUCCCCUGGCUUCAACAGUUCGCAUAGCAGUUUUUCCCUUGGGGAAGGAAAUGGUUCACCAAACCACCAGCCAGAGCCGCCCCCGCCAGUCACAGAUAACCUCUUGCCAACAACCACACCUCAGGAAGCUCAGCAGUGGUUGCAUCGAAACCGGUUUUCUACAUUCACAAGGCUUUUUACAAACUUCUCAGGGGCAGAUUUAUUGAAACUAACUAGAGAUGAUGUGAUCCAAAUCUGUGGCCCUGCAGAUGGAAUCAGACUUUUUAAUGCGUUAAAAGGCCGGAUGGUGCGCCCAAGGCUAACCAUUUAUGUUUGUCAGGAAUCCUUGCAGUUGAGGGAGCAGCAGCAACAGCAGCAGCAGCAGCAGCAACAGCAGCAGCAGCAGCAGAAGCAUGAGGAUGGAGACUCAAACGGUACUUUUUUCGUGUACCAUGCCAUCUACCUAGAAGAACUGACAGCUGUUGAAUUGACAGAAAAAAUUGCUCAGCUUUUCAGCAUUUCCCCUUGCCAGAUCAGCCAGAUCUACAAGCAGGGGCCAACAGGAAUCCAUGUGCUCAUUAGUGAUGAGAUGAUACAGAAUUUUCAGGAAGAAGCCUGUUUUAUUCUGGACACCAUGAAAGCAGAAACCAGUGAUAGCUAUCAUAUUAUACUGAAGUAGGUGUGGGCAUUCCAACCUCACUGGCUGCUGCUUCCUUCACCGCUUGGAAACUCCUCUCUCGAAGGGGUUGCAAAUGGAGAUUUGAAGGUCUGCAGGAAUCUGACUGUGUGGGGGGAGUCCAGGUCAUGGAGGCAGCAGCUCAGCCAUCUGUGCGGGCCCCAGCUCUUGUGGCAUACACAGAUUACUGCCCAACAUGCAUUUCUGCAGCUGUUUCUUAGUUAAAAUUUCUGGACUCUGUUGUUAUUGAAUAUCAGUAGAAGCUCCAUUUCAUUUGGGGUGUAUGUAGGACAUAAUGGUGAUGAUAAUUGUGUGAUGUUUAAUGGAAAGAUGUUAAAUUUUGUGAUAUGGAGCUCUUGUGUAAUUUUUUUCUAAUAUAAAAAGUGAACAUCUAUAUUCAUAAGACUAGAGCCUCAAUCUCUUUUGCAUCAAACAAACUGAGUUUUACCACAGUCAGACCCUGAAAACCUCAUCAAAGAGAAUUUUUCUUUUGGUUCCCCUGUAAUAUUAUGACUAAUAUUAAUUUUAGCUAACUUUUAUGGGGCAUUUAUUUGUGCCAGGCAGUGUGAAAAUUCUUCUAAUGGAUUAGCUUGUUUAAAUCCUCUUAAUAAUCCUAUAUGAAGAGGUAUAAUGAUCCCUAAUUGAAGAUGAGGAAAUGGAGACAUGUAGUGGCUAAGUAGCUUGCUGAGUAACGGCCAGCUAGCAGGCAGUGUGAUGCUGAGAUCCAAAACCAGGCAGUCUGGUUCUUAAAAAUUGCCACUCAUUAUGGCCACCCUUGCAGUACCCUGCGCUUGUCAUCAUUUCUUACUGUGGCUCUUCUGGUGAAUAGGACAUAACACUGAGUGAGAACUGAGUAUUUAACCACUGAAAGGGACACACCACAGCUAAUGCACAAAUCAGAAUCUACAAAAAG
Myotis davidii is the source of this 3076-nucleotide messenger RNA. It is a transcript of the gene TFCP2, whose product is annotated as transcription factor CP2. The transcript is spliced from 15 exons. Lineage: Eukaryota; Metazoa; Chordata; Mammalia; Chiroptera; Vespertilionidae. The coding region runs from base 667 to 2166 and encodes 499 amino acids. The record is from RefSeq and is a predicted model, not a curated record. Gene Ontology annotation, cellular component: nucleus. Gene Ontology annotation, biological process: positive regulation of transcription by RNA polymerase II. Gene Ontology annotation, molecular function: DNA-binding transcription activator activity, RNA polymerase II-specific; RNA polymerase II cis-regulatory region sequence-specific DNA binding.